AAGCUGGAGAACCUCUCUCUCUCUCUCUCUCUCUCUCUCUCUCUCUCUCUCCCAGCCAGUUCUCCCUCGCCAUUCUCCCUCGCUUUCUCGGGACACCCGAACCUGCGACCGCGGCCGGCGGAGAUGGAAGUAGCGGCGGCGGCGGUGGCGGCGGCGGCGCACGAGAACGGGAACGGCCACGCCUUGCCCUGCAGCAACGGCUCCGCGAAGCCGAGGGAUGAUCCGCUGGGCUGGGGGGCCGCGGCGGAGUCGCUGGCCGGGAGCCACCUCGAGGAGGUGAAGCGGAUGGUCGGGGAGUACCGGCGGCCGGUGCUGCGGCUCGGCGGGGAGACCCUGACCGUGGCGCAGGCGGCGGCGGCGGCGAGGGGCGCGGGGCUGACGGUGGAGCUGUGCGAGUCGGCGAGGCCCGGGGUCGAGGCCAGCGCGGAGUGGAUCAUGGAGAGCAUGUGCAAGGGGACGGACAGCUACGGCGUGACGACCGGAUUCGGGGCGACGUCGCACCGGCGGACCAAGCAGGGGGGCGCGCUCCAGAAGGAGCUCAUCAGAUUCUUGAACGCCGGUGUGUUCGGCAACGGAACCGAAUCUUGCCACACGUUGCCACAGUCGGCCACGAGGGCCGCGAUGCUGGUGAGAGUCAACACUCUUCUCCAGGGCUAUUCUGGAAUCAGAUUCGAGAUCCUGGAAGCCCUCAUCAAGCUCGUCAACAGUGGCAUCACGCCGUGCUUGCCGCUCCGCGGCUCGAUCUCCGCCUCUGGUGACUUGGUACCCUUUUCCUACAUCGCGGGUCUUUUGACGGGACGUCCCAAUUCCAAAGCGGUCGGACCCGCUGGGGAGACCCUCACGGCCAAACAAGCCUUUGAGCUCGCUGGGAUCAGUGGUGGAUUCUUCGAGUUGCAGCCGAAGGAAGGACUUGCCCUUGUGAAUGGGACGGGAGUUGGGUCUGCCUUAGCUGCCAUAGUGCUUUUUGAAGCUAAUAUGCUCACUGUCCUCUCAGAAGUUCUGUCUGCAAUAUUUGCUGAAGUCAUGCAAGGAAAGCCAGAGUUCACUGACCAUUUGACGCACAAAUUGAAACAUCAUCCUGGCCAAAUAGAAGCUGCAGCUAUCAUGGAGCACAUUUUGGAUGGUAGUUCUUACGUCAAGGCGGCCAAGAAGUUGCAUGAUAUGGACCCACUUCAGAAGCCGAAACAAGAUCGGUACGCGCUGAGGACUUCGCCUCAGUGGUUAGGUCCUCAGGUGGAAGUGAUCCGCGCAUCUACCAAGUCCAUUGAGCGAGAGAUCAAUUCAGUUAAUGACAACCCUUUGAUUGAUGUGUCGAGGAACAAGGCCUUGCAUGGCGGUAAUUUCCAGGGCACCCCUGUUGGUGUCUCGAUGGACAAUACCCGGUUGGCUAUAGCUUCUAUUGGAAAACUCAUGUUUGCACAAUUCUCCGAGCUUGUCAAUGACUUCUAUAACAAUGGGUUGCCUUCUAAUCUCUCUGGCGGUCGAAACCCCAGCUUGGAUUAUGGUUUUAAAGGUGCAGAGAUAACAAUGGCGGCUUAUUGCUCUGAGCUUCAAUUCCUGGCCAACCCGGUGACCAAUCAUGUACAAAGUGCUGAGCAACACAACCAGGAUGUGAACUCAUUGGGAUUGAUCUCUGCUAGAAAAACAGCGGAAGCAGUCGAGAUUCUACAGCUGAUGUCAUCAGCCUUUCUAGUUGCACUUUGCCAAGCAAUAGACCUGAGGCAUUUGGAAGAAAACUUGAAGAGCACGGUGAAGAACACGGUAAGCCAGAUUGCCAAGAAGGUGUUAACCAUGGGACCCAAUGGAGAGCUCCAUCCGUCAAGAUUCUGCGAGAAAGAUCUGCUCAAAGUGGUCGACCGUGAACAUGUAUUCGCAUACAUUGAUGAUCCAUGCAGUGCGACUUACCCAUUGAUGCAGAAGCUUAGGCAAGUGCUCGUCGAUCACGCACUAGCCAAUGGUGAUGAGGUGAAAGCGAACUCUUCCAUCUUCCUUAAGAUAGGUACUUUCGAGGAGGAGCUGAAGGCCCUUUUGCCUAAAGAGGUAGAUAAUUGCCGGAGUGCCUGCGAGAGUGGAAAUGAAGCUAUCCCAAACAGGAUCAGGGAAUGCAGGUCAUACCCGCUGUACAAGUUUGUGCGAGCAGAUUUGGGAACCGAGCUCUUAACCGGAGAGAAGGUCCGGUCACCCGGAGAGGAUUUCGACGAGGUGUUCACAGCAAUGUGUGAGGGUAAGUUGAUUGAUCCUCUGCUGGAAUGCCUUAAAGAAUGGGAUGGCACCCCCCUUCCCAUUUGCUAGAAGAGUACUGCCUAGGAAGAGGAUGGCAAUUUGCUCCUUAUGAUGUAUUUUGUAAGUUGAAAGGAAUGCUGCUGGGAAAAAUUGGGGAUUGUGCCUUUUUCUGUAUAAUAAAGUCUGUGGAGUGCUGUUCUUUACCCUUCAUUUAUUUCCAUAUGUUCUUUCAACUUCCUUCUAUAAGCAUUAGGCAUAUUCUGUAAGCUUUUAUGAUUUAAUACAUCUUCUAAAUUAUUCCGUGA
Eucalyptus grandis is the source of this 2528-nucleotide messenger RNA. RefSeq names its product phenylalanine ammonia-lyase. Gene Ontology annotation, cellular component: cytoplasm. Gene Ontology annotation, molecular function: phenylalanine ammonia-lyase activity. Gene Ontology annotation, biological process: L-phenylalanine catabolic process. The transcript has 2 exons. Bases 124 to 2292 code for a protein of 722 amino acids. The record is from RefSeq and is a predicted model, not a curated record. NCBI's taxonomy places the organism in Eukaryota, Viridiplantae, Streptophyta, Magnoliopsida, Myrtales, Myrtaceae.